GAGGCAGGGCCGGAGCAAGGACCCCUCGGGGAAGGAAGGCGGCCCCGGGCAGGGAGGGAGGGAGCCUGGGCUGGCUGGGGCCAUCAUGGGGGUGACCGUGGAGGCCCACAAGGUGUACCGCUACCCCUUCGAGCAGGUGGUGGCCAGUUACCUCCGCAAGUAUCCAAGUCCAAUGGAAAAACAUGUUGUAGCUGUAAAAACAGUAGAAGAGAAAACAGAUUCGUCUACAGGAAUCAUAUACCGAAAAAGGAUUGCCACAUGCCAGAAUGUAAUUCCACACAUUUUGAGAAAGAUCAGUAUCCUAAAAGUAUCUGAGGUCUACUUAGAAGAAGAAUCUUGGCUUAACAUGCAGGAAAGAAUUAUGUCUAUGAAGACUCGCUGUCUCACGUGGACGGAGUAUGCCACUCUAAAAGAAGAGUCAGUCUUCAGGGAAAGCUUAGAGAAUCCAAACUGGACGGAAUUCAUACAGAAAGGAAGGAUAUCAAUAAAAGGAGCAGGGCUGCUGAAUUGUUUCUUGGAGGUUUUUGCACAAACCUUUUUAAAUCAAGGAGUCAAAAGGGGUAUUUCAAUAAUGGAGAAACUUUUGCAAGAACAGUUUGGGAGCCCAUUUUUGUAACAUGGAAAAGAGGAGAAAUCACCAUGCAUUUAAAGUUUAUCCACAGCAAUAGGUUCUUAUUACCAACUCUGCUUCCUGGUGAAGUUAAUUUUGUGUUCAUUUAACAAAGAAAGAAAGACUGAGUGAAAGAAGACAAUGAUCUACAUACUACUUUAAGUAACAUAAAUAGAACGACAUCAUUCUGUUCCCAGGGUGAUAAUGGAGAAAAAAAGUAUAUUUUAAAAAAUGCAUAGUGUGAACUUGUGCUCUAAUCUCCAAAGGUUUAAGUGAUGACAGAAAAAUGGAAGGCCACAAAGCCUUUGUUUCUGUGGAGAGACUUCUGUCAGCCAAAAGGGACAAGUUUUCCUCUUAUUUUAAUGUCUGGUUACACAAGACAGAUAAUCUACUCCAUAGAAAUGAAAUUGAAACUAAGAUAAUAGGUAGUAUGAAUUGAUACUGGAUUGUCAGAAGUUUUCAAGAUAUUUUUAUUUUCAAAAUUCUGCUACUCUGCAGGGGGAAAAUGCUUUAAAAAUCCACCAGUACUAUUCAGGUCUUUCAUGUUUGCCCAUAUAUCCCUGUAAAAUUUGAAUAAUUGCAAAACUGUAUUAACUCUCUGAGUCUGUAAAAGGAAAGAGACUUUAAACAUUUGUUUUUUAAAAAAUAAAAAAUAAACAUUUCUUAAUGUUGUAA
Molecule: messenger RNA, 1285 nt
Organism: Sceloporus undulatus (fence lizard)
Lineage: Eukaryota; Metazoa; Chordata; Lepidosauria; Squamata; Phrynosomatidae
Gene: PRELID2
Product: PRELI domain containing 2
Exons: 7
Coding region: 86-616 (176 amino acids)
Biological process (GO): phospholipid transport
Cellular component (GO): mitochondrial intermembrane space
Molecular function (GO): phosphatidic acid transfer activity
Source: RefSeq, a predicted model, not a curated record